AUGUCCUUGUUUGUCCCCUUCUUUGAUAAGUUAUUUCCUGCUUGUCACAUUCAAGAUACAAGUUUUCUUCUGCCAGCUCCUCAUUCUUCUGCCUCUAUACUUCCAAUUCUCGUGCUGGUUCUGAUAGGUCAAUCAAAUACAUCUCAUCUUCUUUCUGUUGAAACCCAAACUAAGGUGGUGAAUUCAUCUUCCUCAAAAUCUGAAGAAAUUCUUAUCAAAAUCAAAAUCAGUUCUGUUGAAACCCAAACUAAGGUGGUGAAUUCAUCUUCCUCAAAAUCUGAAGAACUUCUUAUCAAAAUCAAAAUCAGAAUGUCGACUGAGACUGCCAAAUGGUGUAAUAGUUUGGAAAAAAGCCUAUGUGAACUUUUGAUAGUUCAAAUACUUGGUGGUAAGAAGCCUAAAUCAUUUGUGAAAGAAGCUUGGAUUGAAGUAAAAUAUGAAUUCAACAAGAAAAAUGGACAGAAUUUUACUAUGGAUCAAAUUAAGAAUAGGUAUAAUUUGUUCAGGGUUAGACACAAUGACAUGAAGAAGCUCAUGUCCCUUAGUGGCUUUGAAUGGGAUUCGGAAGAUAAAAAGAUUAUAGUUGACGACGAAGGAGUGUGGGAUGCAUAUCUUGGGGAAUACCCGGAUAAAAAAAAGUAUAAGACAAAUGGUUGCCCUAUCUAUGAAGAGUUGUGUACCAUUUUUGGCGGUUCAACUGUAACUGGUUCUAAUGCGUAUGCUUCGGCUCAGAGCAUAGAUGAUGAUACUCCAGCUAAGUCCUCGAGGAAGGGGUCGUCCGUUGUUGGGGUGGAAGAAAGAGCUACAAGUACUGCUGGUAUGAGUGAAGCUUUGUUUGCUAUUGCGGAUGCCACAAAAGCUAAACAUGUUAUUGAUUUGGAUAAGGAUCCUUUUUCAAUUCCAAAUUGUACAAAGUAUUUUCAAUCUCUUGAUGGCGUGAGUGUUCGAAGUUUAAUGGGGGCGUUAGAGAAGUUUCAAGAUGCUGUAUGGAGACAAGUUUUUAUGUCACUAGAUCCUAAUAAUCAGAAGGAAUGGCUGAAGAGUCUCGGGUCUUAG
Papaver somniferum (opium poppy) is the source of this 1056-nucleotide messenger RNA. RefSeq lists its product as uncharacterized. Bases 1 to 1056 code for a protein of 351 amino acids. The record is from RefSeq and is a predicted model, not a curated record. NCBI's taxonomy places the organism in Eukaryota, Viridiplantae, Streptophyta, Magnoliopsida, Ranunculales, Papaveraceae. The transcript has 6 exons.